AUGCGAGCUGCCCAACAUUCUACUGAAUGUGAGACUUUCUGGUCAACUCCUCAGCUGCCAUCCAGGUGGUUCACAUUUUGGAGACGUGAGAAUAGAGUGCGCCAAGCGAAAAUGACGACCAAUAUCAUCAACGAUGGGAACACCACCGGUAUUUCGUUUUGUUGGGGUCGAGAGGGCGUCGCUUCUCUUCACAUUCACAAGCUCAACCAAACGCCAACCAUACGACGUGAUCCAGUAUCUCAAGCAUUGUGGUUGUAUGUGCCAUUGGCUCGUGGGGAGUGGAUUCGCCAACUAUGGCUACAGUACCGGGGACUCGCACCAAACGUUUCCCCCAUUGUAUGUACUUGA
Pochonia chlamydosporia 170 is the source of this 348-nucleotide messenger RNA. RefSeq lists its product as hypothetical. NCBI's taxonomy places the organism in Eukaryota, Fungi, Ascomycota, Sordariomycetes, Hypocreales, Clavicipitaceae. The record is from RefSeq and is a predicted model, not a curated record. Bases 1 to 348 code for a protein of 115 amino acids. The transcript has a single exon.